Messenger RNA from Mobula hypostoma (lesser devil ray), 4207 nucleotides. Its product is annotated as proteinase-activated receptor 2-like. The transcript is spliced from 4 exons. NCBI's taxonomy places the organism in Eukaryota, Metazoa, Chordata, Chondrichthyes, Myliobatiformes, Myliobatidae. Gene Ontology annotation, biological process: G protein-coupled receptor signaling pathway. Bases 308 to 1318 code for a protein of 336 amino acids. Gene Ontology annotation, molecular function: G protein-coupled receptor activity. Gene Ontology annotation, cellular component: plasma membrane. The record is from RefSeq and is a predicted model, not a curated record.
CAGUCUUUAAGCCUCUCAGUCUUCAAUAGUUAUCUAGCUAAAUAUAGCAAGCGUUUCUACCUCCUGCACCCUGUAAGACUGAGCGACGUUCUCCUCGAAAUCUAAGUGACAAGGUACAGUGGUUGACUCUCACCUCCCGAUCAUCAGCGCAGUGAUGGGCUGUUUCCUCGAUGAGCUCUGUAAUUGGAAAUUGGUACAUUAUUGCCACAUGUCCUAAGAGAAUACAGACCCAGUUAACUCACUCGCUCCUUGUACGGCAAACCCACCAUACCUACAGCCAGUCUGGUGAACCGCUGACAUUCACUCCAUGGCAAGUUCAUCCUCUCUUGGCUCGAUGGCAGCGAGGAGCACGCCGCCGCCCGGGACGCUGAACGGGACAGACGCAGAGGGCUGUAACCUGACUGCUGGCCGGCUCGAGAAGAUCAUCCUCCCGGUGCUAUACUCCAUCAUCAUUCUCAUCGGGUUGCCUGCUAACUUCACGGCACUCUGGGUGUUCCUGAGGCAAUACCGAAAGCACGGCAUCCUGGUGUACCUGUUUAAUCUGGCGGCUGCCGACCUAUUCAGCUGUUUCAGCCUCCCGCUCCGCGUGGCGCUGCUCCUGGGAGGCGAUGGCUGGCAAGAGAGCUCGUCCAUUUGUGUCGUCACCAUGGUGGCCAUCAACUCCACCUUCUACUACACGGUCAGCUGUAGCACCAUGUUCCUUGCCUUCAUCAGUGUCAGCCGCUACGCCAUGAUCGUCAAGCCCAACAGCAGAUACCUCAACAAGUUCUACGACACGGGCUUCGCCCAGUGGGCCUGUGUCCUCACCUGGACCCUAACCAUCAUCCCCAUCAUUUUCCUCAACAUCAACUACUUCUUCAGGGAAGUGAGGCUGGUGACCGGUGCUGCCUGCUACAACAUCCAGCUGCAGUACGGCAAGAGGCUGUCGGCUAACGCCUUCGUGAUGGUGGCGGUGAUCUUCCUGGUGCUACUGGCCAUGUUCGCCUUCUCGUACGCCUCCAUCGCAGUGGAGCUGUGCAGCAUGAGGAGGAAGAGCGGCAGCCAACGCAGCCGGCUCAUCCACAUCCGGGCGCAGCUCAUCAUCGUUGGGGCCAUGAUGGGCUUCGUGAUUUGCCACCUGCCCUACCAUGUCUACCAGAUCGUCGCUGGCCUCCACCGGUUAAACGGCAGCGGCUGCGCUUGGCUGCUGCAGACGCACCACAUCAAACUUGUCACCCUCUGGCUUGUCUCCCUCAGCAGUUGCUUGGACCCCAUCCUCUACUUCCUCCUCUCUAAAUCCUUCGUAAAGCGCGGGAGCAACAGAGAAAGGAGCAGUUAAGUUCACGUUCAAGUUUAAUUAUCAUUCAGCCAUACAUGAAUAUAGCCAAAGGAAACAGCCUUCGUCCAGGCCAAGGUGCAAAACACACUACGAACAGCACACAGCACAUAUGGUUACAGCAACAGAAAACAUACAGUCACAAAAAAUAAUCUAGCCCAAGUCCCCGAGUGGCAAGGCCUGUAGACUGAUGGUGCGUGGAUGUUGUCCUGGUCUAGCUUGUCCUUCCAGCAGGGCAGCACUGAGUGAACAUCGGAGAGCGACUCUGAGCGAGCAGGGGAGGGCGAUAUCCAGCGAGCACUGCAGAGCGACAGGCAACCCAGCGGUCUGAGGCGACACAGCUCCCCACUGAAGCAAUGAACUGGAGUUGCAGGAUUCCACUUUACCAAUGUCACAGCUCAGGGCUCAUCAGGCCGACCCUCGCCAGCACCGUGCCAGAGGGUCAGCAAUAACAGAGUGACUGUGAUGGGCACUGGAACAAUGAUAUCAUCACGCCCUCAAGCAAACCUCCAUUUUACCAAAACCAGGGACUGAAAUUAGAUGAUUCAGAAAUCAGGAAAGGAGGUCACGCUGUGUCUGUAAAGAAUAUCAGCUGGGAUUGGGACUUUAUAUUAGGUGGUUGUAUUGAUGGUUGAUCCUGACUCUUCGGACCGUUCCUACUGUUCCUCGAGAUCAUACCCGACCCCCAUUAUGUCAGCUUUGCCCAAAUCCCCAAACCUGACCAGCUGUCUAUAACUAGUGUACACGCGGUGUGUGGCGGUAGCGUAGCGUUGUCAUGAUUCCAUUACAGCUCAGGGCGUCAGAGUUUGGAGUUCAAUCCCAGCAUCCUCUGUAAGUAAUGUUGUACAUUCCUUCCUGUGAACACGUGCGUUUCCUCUGGGUGCUUUGAUUUCAUCUCACACUCCAACACACACGGUUUGUGAGUUAAUUGAUCAUUGUAAAUUGUUCCACGAUUAGGCUCACGUUAAACUGGGAGUUGUUGGGCAGUGUGGCUCCAAGGGCCGUAGGGGUCUAUUCUGUGCUGUACCUCUAAAUCAAUGAAUUAAACAAUCAAUCAAUCGAUCUCAGAUUUAACCCUUGACCCAGUACAUGUGAGUUCCAGAUUCCCUCAUUUAUUAUGUGUAGAAGUCUCUCUGAACUUCAGAACUGUAAUCAGGUUUAUUGUCAUUGACAUAUGCCAUGAAAUUUCUGAUUUUGUGGUUAUUAUGUUAGGCCCAGAAUAGAUCUUCAGAGAUGUUCACUCUCAGGCAGUUGAAAGUGUUCACCCUUUCCUCUGCUCAUCGCUGCGUGAGGACCAACUUCCCUUUCCUGAGUCCACGUGCAAAACCUGUGAAUUCAAAGACUUUCUUCCCCUUCCCUGGGGUUUCUUAGCAACCACAAUCUCUCUCAAAACUUUCACUUCCCUCUAAUGCCUGAAAAUUUGGAUCAAGUCACUAAUUUCAUCUUCUAACUCGCCACGGUAGCGCAAUGCUAUUACAGCUUGGGGCAGAGUUCAUAUUUCAACUGUGGCACCGUCUGUGAGGGGUCUCUGCAAAGGUUUUCCACGGGUGUUCUGGGUUCCUCCCGUCGUCCAAAGAUAUACUGGGAAGUUUUAUUGUCCUGUGAUUAGGUUCGGGUUAAAUUGGGGUUGUUGGGGUUGUGUGGCCUGAAGGGAGGGAAAGGUAUACUCCAUGCUGUUUCACCAAACAAAUCAAUAAACAACACCCCCCCUCCCAAUCUGCAGAAUUUCUCCUCCCUACCCCCGAGCUGGGUUCUAGGAGUCCUCAGAGAGCAAAUUGAGAAAAUCCAUCCGCAACAUUAACAGGGUGAUGGGGCGACCAAGGAGGCAAGCUUACAGGAACUUCAUUGAUAGACAACCCUUCACUAAGAUUUCAACAGAAAGAUGAGAGAUAGCAUGGGGUAGUUUGCUCUUUGUAGCAGGUGGUGGGAUAAUUCCCCUGUAACAUGCCCCACUGUGUGGGCUUUCCCCAGGGGUUUUGGUCACCUCCCUCCCACACCCAGUGAUGCGCUGCUUCAAGAUUCAAAUUGAUUUAUCACGUGUACAUUGAAACAGACGGUGAAAUGCGUCGCUGCACCAUCCUGUACUUCUUCUCCGUCCCAGCAGCCCUACUGGGCCAGGGGCUGCCGACAGCAACUCACCAGAGACCUCUGACCCGGGCCAGUCAUUUACGUUGUCCCCAGGCGCAGUCCAUCUUCAAAGCCACUUGCUUUGCCAGGGAUGAGGUCCGUGCAGCUCCUGUUGCCCUUCCUGUAGCUCUGGCUAUUUAUGGGAUGGGGCUGCUGGCCCUGUGCCCAACCCUCCUCCCUUCGAAGCCAGGCUUUGGACUGUCUAUAGCUGAGUUACAGAUGAUCUGUAUGGUGAUUUCUAUCCAAAGUUUAGAGUUAAGCAGACACAAUAACUUUCAUUGCAGGAAUGUCCUCCACACACCCACACAAUUCUGCCUCACUGAAAUCGCACCGAGAGCUCAACUGGAAGAGUAUUGAGAUGAAAAACACGAGCAUCCAUGUUGGCAUGUUAAGGUUCAGGACAUUACUGAUGCUGCUCCCGUUUCACAAACACAAGUCCUGACGAAGGGUCUCGGCUCGAAACAUCGACUGUCCACUUCUCUCCACAGAUGCUGCCUGAACUGCUGAGAUCUUCCAGCAUUUUGUGUGUGUUCAUUAAACUUCUUGUGUUUAUAAUCAGGUCAGCAUCUCGUUGCUGUUUCUGAACCUUGCUGAGAGUGAGUUUCAUUUUCCCUUUCCCGUUCUGGUUCCCCCUUCACCCCCUCUUGUUCCCCCCUCACCUCCCUCUCGUUCCCCCACCCCCUCUCCUCACCUCCCUCUCAUUCCCCCUCACCCCUCUCCUCACCUCCCUCUCAUUCCCCCACCCCCUCUCCUCACCUCCCUCUC